This is a messenger RNA of Ilex paraguariensis (yerba mate), 189 nucleotides long. The record is from the annotation of a GenBank genome assembly. NCBI's taxonomy places the organism in Eukaryota, Viridiplantae, Streptophyta, Magnoliopsida, Aquifoliales, Aquifoliaceae.
AUGGCCUGGAUUAUGCACUUCUUCAUGUUGACCCCCUUGACUACCCUUAUCAAUAGCCAUCACCUCACUCCACAACUUCUGUGCUCUCAUCAAAGUGGCCAAUGCAUUGAGGACAUCUUGCUUGAAUAUGAACUGGUUAUGGGAAUUCCAGAUCCCCCAUCACUUCCAGCGAUUGGGAGGUAUCCCUAA